This is a messenger RNA of Poecilia latipinna (sailfin molly), 12682 nucleotides long. RefSeq names its product otogelin (gene otog). NCBI's taxonomy places the organism in Eukaryota, Metazoa, Chordata, Actinopteri, Cyprinodontiformes, Poeciliidae. Gene Ontology annotation, cellular component: extracellular matrix. Bases 145 to 11730 code for a protein of 3861 amino acids. Gene Ontology annotation, molecular function: alpha-L-arabinofuranosidase activity; protein binding. The record is from RefSeq and is a predicted model, not a curated record. The transcript has 56 exons. Gene Ontology annotation, biological process: L-arabinose metabolic process.
GCAUAUUUUAUGCUAAUGAGCAGGUGCAGCGGUUCUUAAGGCGCGCGACGGGCCGCCGGAGGAUGAGCCGAUGGAGCGCCGCGUGGAGUCCAGUCGGAGGGUUUUCACCAGGUGAUCCCGACUGGUUCCCUGACCGGAUCACGAAUGGAUCCCGAUUUAUUCACGCGCAGCUGGAAGAGGCCGCCUCACUCUUUAAUAACUGUUUACGUCAUCCUCAUUUAUCAAGCAAAUCUUUCCAAAGGUGUUGAAAGAUCAAACGAUUCAAACUGGGAUCCAUUAAAUAACGGGAGCAGCAGGAUAAAGCAUCAGAAAUGGGACACCGCUUCCCAGGGAGGGCAGAACCUGCACUCAGCUGCUUCUGCUUUAGAAACAAACACUUCAGCCUCCAGGCGAUCACUGGUUAGCGGGACUGUUGCAUCCAAUCUGACGUCUGCCAGGAUAGAGAGGACACAAAACGACUUGUGGAGCCAAAACGUUGACCAAUCAUCUGUACCGUUGAUGAGUAAGUCAUCCUCAAUAUCAACAACUGGCAGCCAAGAUGUGGAGAGCGAUACAGAAAAGAACCCCCAUCCGUCCCUUCAGUCAGUAACUGAGACUAGACACCCAACCAGCGGUCAAUUACAGGUCAGCACUACCUCAUCUAAUUGGCUACCAACUAAGACUGCAGAACUAAACCAAUCCCAAACCAAUCUGUCAACCAAUCAACCACCAACAACUAGUCAAUCAAUAAAAAUCACUACACCAACCAAACAAUCAUUGACUGAGAACGGACCAUCAAACCAAUUCCAGACCAGAUCUGGUCCGCCUACUGCUGUGAUUACACAGUACAACCAGUCAGACAUUAGCCCAGUGCCACACACUCAGCAAAGGUUGACAACAGCGUCAACGAGCCAAACAACUGACCCAGUCCAAUCCCAAACCAACCCAAUGACCAGCCAGUCCCAAGACAUUGGACAAGCCAGUCAAUUGAAACACACCACAGAGAAUAUCAGUCACUCAUCAAGCAGCCCAGUUUCAGCUGGUCUGUCAUCAACAACAACUCGAAUCAGCCCAGUACCGCCGUUCAAACAACACUCAACAGCAACACCAACCAACCAAGCGACAGAGACAACUCAGUCAGACGAAACCCAAACUGGUCUAGUUUCACGUUUCCAAUCUCAAACAACCAGCCAGUCAACAAUAAGUACUGGACUGACCAGUCAAUCAUCAGGCAUAGCAACAGAAACUAGUAAGUCAGGUGACGCCUCAACCAAGACUGUGAAAAUCAGCCAAACACAGAUCAACGUUGUGCCUUUAACCCAAAACCCAACAACCACAACAUCUAUCAGUCAAUCAUCUACAGAAGCAUCGAGCCCUUCAGAAGUCAGCCCAGUAACAAAGCCCAAACAACAGUCAACUAGCCAAACAACAGAGACAAUUCAGUCAGACGAAACCCUAGCCGAUCUAGUUUCAAGUAUCCAAUCUCAAACAACCAGCCAGUCAACAGUAAGCAGGGGGCUGACUAGUCAAUCAUCAAGCAUAGCAACAGAAACUAAUAAAUCAACAAGCAGCACAGCUAAGACUGUGAAAACUAGCGAAUCAGAUGUCAACGUCAUGCCAUUCACCCAAAACCCAUCGACCACAACAUCUACCAGUCAAUCAACUAUAGAACCAAAUAGCCCACUGUCAGCCACCAAAGUGACUUCCAAACCAACAACAACCACUGUUGCAUCAAUUAGUCAAACAAACCAACUGCCCACUAAAAUGACACCACACAACAAAGAUGGACCACCCACCCAACCACCAGCCACCAAAGCAUCAAUCAGUCAAUCUCCCAUCACAACAACCCAAAACAACAAAUCAGCGACUUCCAGAGAACCAGCAAAUCAGUUGUCAACCAACACCGCAUCUGUCAACAAGGGAAUAAGACCUACUGGACAAAUGCCCAGCAUUGCCUCAUCAGAAAACCAGUCCCUAGAUAGAAUAACACAAACCACUCAGUCUUCAACCACAUCGGUAAUGUCCAAACCAUCAAAAAGUAUAGCACCAACCAAACCAACAGAUCCCAAACCAUCCCAAUUGCAAGACAGUGCUACUGCACCAGUUCACCCUGCCAGAAAGACAAAACACCCCAUCCAACAAGUAGAGAGUACAACAUUAGCCAGAAAGUCGCCUGAAAAACAAAUACCUGCUCAAGCACAGUCCAGAAAAUCAUCAUCUAAAAAGACCGGAUCAAACCAUUCCCCGAUAAUCACAGCAAAAUCUAGACAAUCAGUGGAAGGUACAGAGCCCGUUAGCCAAUCAGCAGUCAAUAAAUCACCUCCCAGGCUCUCAUAUCCAGAUGGCAUUACAACAAAAUCAGCCCAACUGUCAUCCAGCCAAACAUCACCGAGCCCCUCAGCUACUUCAUCACAACCAACAAGCCAGUCCGAUCUCACGACAUUUUCUAGCCAAUCUCCAGCUACUUCAGCUCCAGCUGAUCAAUCAGUGACAAAUUCGGUGGCUUUAGCACACACAUCUCACAACCGGAUGUCAAAUAAUCAAACCCUGGUAAACUCAGACCAGUCACUGAAUGGGUCUUUACUGCUAAACCAACUGGCAACUGGUUCAACAAUGGCAGGAAACCUGGCUGCCUUUUCACCAGAUGAUCGGCCGGUUAAUGUCUCGCUGCUCACCAGGAAGGCAAAGGAGACCCUAAAGUCUUCAAAACGUAGAAUACCAGGGGAGCCAUGUGAGUAUCCCUGCCUUAAUGGAGGACAGUGCUAUUUGACAGAGUCAUGUGACUGCAGCUUGUUUCAGGCCACUGGACACAGAUGUCAGACAGUCCCAAAUCUCGGCUUUGAGAGGGAGAUGACCUGCAGGACGUGGGGUCAGUACAACUUUGAGACCUUUGACGGUCUCUACUUCCACUUCCCUGGCCGAUGCACGUACACGCUGCUGCGGGACUGCGAGGAAACCACCCAGGGCAGCAUUGUUGUCCAGGUCCACAAUGACCCAAACUGCGGCUCGGCUCCCUACGCCUGUCAGCGGUCCGUUAGCCUCUUCCUGCCGUGGGACGGCGAGAUACAACUCCACGCCGCCAGCGUUACCUUCAAAGGUCAAAGUCUGCAGCUUCCUCAUCACAUCCAUGAGCUGCAUCUGGAGCAGAUUUCCCAGUAUGUGCUGGUGACGCAGCAGCAGGGCUUCACGCUGGCCUGGGAGGGGCGGAGCGGAUCGGUCUACAUUAAACUCAGCCCGGAGUUUGUGGGCCGGACCUGCGGCCUGUGCGGAAACUUCAAUGCAGACAUUCAGGACGACCUGAAGACGAGCUACGGUGUGCUGACUCCAGACGUAGAGAUGUUUGGGAACAGCUGGAUGGAGAUGGAGCCGCACCAGGACCGAUGUCCCCAUGUUCCCUCUGCGUUCCCGUCGCCCUGCGCUGGUGUUGAAACUCAAAUCCUCCUGAAAGUGGAGGAAGUGUGUGCGGCGCUGCUGGACCCGCCUUUCCAGAGCUGCCAUGACUUUGUGAGCCCGCUGUCCUACAUGGCCAGCUGCUCCAACGACCUCUGCAUGUCGGGUCCCAGCGGCGAUGUGGUAUGCCAGGUGUUCAGCGAAUACGCUCGAGCCUGCGCCCAUGCUGACCACCCACUGCACAACUGGAGGCAGCGCAUUCCUCAGUGUGUGAAGCAGUGUCCUCUGGGGCUGCAGUACAGGGAAUGCAUCAGCUGCUGCCCAGAGACAUGCAACCUGGAGCGGACAUGCAUAGACAGCAAGCUGGCCUGCUUAGAUGGAUGCUACUGUCCUGAAGGUCUGAUUUAUGAGGAAGGGAGUUGUGUGGCCCCGGCUGACUGUCCCUGUGAAUACCACGGCAUGUUUUAUCCCUCUGGACAAACUCUGCAGGAAGAAUGCAACAACUGCACAUGUGUGGGUGGAGUGUGGAACUGCACCGACCACACCUGCCCAGGGGAAUGCUCGGUUACAGGCGAUAUGUACUUCCAGUCGUUUGACGGGAGGAUCUUCACCUUCCCUGCGACAUGUCAGUAUGUCCUCGCCAAAAGUCGCAACUCAGGGAAAUUCGCCGUCACCAUCCAGAACGCCCCCUGCGGAGCCAAUCUAGACGGGGCCUGCAUCCAAUCAGUUAACCUGGUCAUUGACGAGGAUCCAAGGACUGAGAUCACACUGAGUCACGUCGGCGAGGUCUUCAUGGCCGGCCAGUACCGCGUCUCGCUGCCCUAUUCUGACGACAUCUUCCACAUCCAGGAGCUGUCGUCCAUGUUCCUCCAGGUGAGGACGGCGUUCGGCCUGCAUCUGCAGUACAGCUGGACGGAGUUUCGUCUCUACCUGCAGGCCGACGAGACGUGGAAAGACGACACGGUGGGGCUGUGCGGCACCUUCAAUGGCAACACUCAAGACGACUUCCUAUCUCCCUCAGGAAUGAUCGAGAGCACCCCUCACCUGUUUGGAAAUGCCUGGAAGGUGUCGUCAGCCUGCUCCCUCAGCCUGAGCUCGCCUCCGCUCGACCCCUGUGACACCCACCAGCAGGCCGUGACCUACGCGUCGGAGAUGUGUGACGUCCUGAACCAGGACCUGUUCGCCGCCUGUCAUGAGUACCUCAGCCCAACGCCGUUCCACCUGCAGUGCCGCGCAGACACCUGCCGGUGCGGCACGCCCUGCCUCUGCUCCGCCCUGGCUCACUACGCUCGGCACUGCCGCAGGUUCUCCUUCAUCAUCGACUUCCGAGCGCACGUAUCGGACUGUGCUGUCACCUGUCCUGCCACCAUGCAGUAUGGCACCUGUGUGUCGGCCUGCCAGCGGCGCUGCUCCUCCCUGUCCGUCCCGCAGCACUGUGGGGGCGACUGCGAGGAGGGCUGCGUCUGCCCCCAGGGCUCCUUCUACAACCACCGAACACACACCUGUGUGCACAGGUCCGAGUGUCCCUGCAGUUUCCUCGGAGCCGACUACGAACCCGGAGACGUGAUCUUGACAUCAGCAGGUGUUCAACUGUGUCUUAAUGGUAAACUGGUUCCCCAGACUGGAGAAACUGACAGGCUUUGCCCACCGGGUCAGCUCCACCUGAACUGCUCAGAUGGGGAGAACAGCCAAUCAGCAGGAAGGGGCGUGGCCUGUGAGCGCACCUGUGAGUCCUACCUGCUGAACAUCACCUGCUCUGCGCAUGAGCCCUGCGUCUCUGGCUGUGCCUGUCCGCCUGGGUUACUGAAACAUGGGGAUGAGUGCUUUGAGCCUGAUGCCUGCCCCUGUUUGUGGAAAGGGAAAGAAUAUUUCCCUGGCGACCGAGUUUCCUCCCCCUGCUACCAGUGCGUUUGCCAACACGGGAUGUUCCAGUGUGUGUUUCGUCCGUGUCCGUCCAUGUGCACGACUUACGGUGACCGCCACUACAGGACGUUCGACGGACUGCUGUUUGACUACGUCGGGGCCUGCAAGGUCUAUCUUGUUAAGAGCAGCGCUGAUGUGAUGCUGAGCGUUUUGGUGGAGAACGUCGACUGCUUCGACAGUGGAAUCAUCUGCAGGAAGUCCCUUCUGAUCAACAUCCGCGGAUCCUUCAUAUCCUUCGACGACGAUUCUGGAAAACCAAAUCCGUCUAGUGUGAUCGACAGGAAGCAGCAGAUGUUCAUCUGGCCAGCUGGAUAUUUCACAAUAAUUCACUUCCCAGAAGAAGACGUGACGGUGCUGUGGGACCGGAAGACAACGGUUCACGUCCAGGUUGGCCCCCGCUGGCAGGGGAAACUCAGCGGCCUGUGUGGGAACUUUGACCUGAAGACGAUCAACGAAAUGCGGACGCCUGACAACAUCGACUUGCCGACGCCGCAGGAGUUUGGAAACAGCUGGACGGCCAUGGAGUGUGUGAACAGUCCAGACAUCAGACAUCCUUGCAGCCUCAGUCCUCUCAGGGAGCCCUUUGCAAAGCGUCAGUGUGGCGUCCUGCUCAGUGAAGUCUUCCAGACCUGCCACCCGGUGGUGGAUGUCACCUGGUUCUACAUGAACUGCCUCGCUGACACAUGCGCCUGCAGCCGCGGCGGCGACUGUGAGUGUUUCUGCACCAGCGUGGCAGCGUACGCAGGGCGCUGCUGCCAUGAGGGCGUUCCUAUCGACUGGCGCUCGCCGUCUCUCUGCCCAUAUGACUGUGAAUUCUACAACAAAGUUCUGGGUAAAGGUCCGCUCAGGCUCUGGACCUUCUGGGAUCAGACGUCUCUGCUGGCAGCCAGCCGGUCCAGCGGCUUCGUGUUCCUGCAGCGGGUCAACACCAGCGCCAGCGCCGCUCCUGGGAUCCUCUCAGAGUUCAUGAUGACGCCGGGCCUCAGCAGAGCUCGGCCACACGAUGCAUCGCGGGUUUCCUUUGAAGCCGUCGACAGACCGAACUACUUCCUGCACGCGAGCGCCAGCGGCCAGGUGAGGCUGGCCAAGUGGGAGGGAAGUGAUGCAUUCUGGGACGGAGCCACCUUCGUCCUCCACAGGAACACCUGGAUCUCGGGCUACGACUCGCUGGAGUCGCACGCCAAACCCGGCUUCUUCCUGCACGCCACGCCGCCACGCCUCCACCUGCUCAAGUUCAGACACAGCUACGGUUUCCGCAAGGCGUCGCUGUUCAGACUGACGGGCCCCAGCCCAGACACCCCUCCGGGUCCUCGCUGCCAGUGGAGGUACGACUCCUGCAUCAGCCCCUGCUUCAGGACCUGCAGCGACCCCUCCGCCGACUCCUGCGUCACCAUCCCACAAGUAGAGGGCUGCCUUCCUGUCUGCCCCCCAAACACGGUCCUGGAUGAAAUCACCCGUCGAUGCGUUCAUGUUGAAGACUGCAUUCGGCUCCCAGAUUCAGUGGCUCCUGCGUCGCCGUCCACAGCAGCUGAACGUUAUGAUGUCACCACAUCGUCCACAGCUCCACACACACCCCACGCUGUGAAAAUCCCCACCAGCGCUGCUCCCAGUGCUACUACCGGGAGCAAAUACUCCACCUCAUUCACAGCUGCCCCUGAUGAGCCGGCCCGCCCGGAAACUGUAGUUACAUCUGCAACUCCUGAGCCGUCCAGAACUCUGUCUGGGCCAACGGCACCCUCUGCUGUCAGGCCAGAGGAAGUGGAGGCAGCUUCCACAGUCAGAGUAACUGAAACUCCUUCAUCAGCUGCAACAAGGUGGAUGACCAGGCUGAGCUCAUUCAGCCCCACCACGUCCAGAACAACCACUGGUCAUUUUGGCUCCUCCUCCACUAAACCGACCGACUCCCAGUACUCCCCGCUCACCAUCACUACAGUGUCUGCUGGGAGGCCGGCCACAAUCAGAACCUCCACGGUUGGCCCUCCACAUAAAGACGCGUCAGAAAGCUCAGGUUCAGCAGUUACUCAAACAACUUUGAGUUCAGUUUCUCCCCGAGUCUCAGGAACAUCUGCAGUAAGAGGCAGAACCACUGUCUCCAGUACAGCGACUACCUCCUAUAAAGCUGCACCAGUAGAGGGAAUGACAACAGCACCAUUUAUCCUGCCAGAACUACCAACCACAAGCUCUACAACAGCUUCUCCUGUUCCCACCUCGCCCACUAAAGAAGCAGGAAUUGGAUAUUCGUCAACAGCAUCGACAGAACCAUUCCAACCAGUCAGCUCUUUCACUACCAGUAAGGCAAUACAAACUGGAACCACAGAAAGGACCUUGCACAUCAUUCCUACUGAUCAUACAACUUCUUCAACUGUUUCUGUGUCAUCCACGACUGUCUACCAUGUUAAACCCUCUACAACUCCACCGUCUGCCUUCACUUCAGCUACUACAAGGUGGCAAACAUCAACCUUAAAGAAAGUCACAGCAUCUGAAAUCUCUACAGUCUCUACAACAACAGCCUCACCCAGACCUGCUGAGAUGACAGGCAGCACCGCUCCUUCUUGGUACAUGUCAGCUGCCUAUUCGGAUAAGACUUCCUGGUCCGCUGCUGCUCCAGUAACGGGGAAAACCACCUCCAGCAAGCUAACUUCAAGACCCCUUGUCGUCCCAGAAACAUCCACAAUGUCCACAGAUGUUCAGUUCACCACAAAACCCUCAACAGGAAUCACUACUUUACAACAAUCUCCAACCACACAGAGCACCACCCAUCCUCUGCACACUGAGCGAACCUCUGAGCCUCGGUAUCCCCCUCACUGGGAGGUCACCUCCACUUCCACUACCACCUACCGGCCGCCAAUGGAGACAACACCUGGGCUGCCCUCUGAAUCUCCUACCAUGUCUGCUAAAUCUCCUGAAGUUCCUCCUCUUCCAGUAACAUCUAGGACAGCAUCUACCUCUGCAGCCUCUACCACCACCACAGAAACAUCGGCUCCAGAAAGCGGAGCCACAACUACCAGGAAGCUGAUUACUCCACCUGUCGCCCUCUUCACCUCCAUCACUAGAGGACCGAGACCCUCCAGUCUUCACACCACUCUUAAGCCAAUCAUAGAGACUUCAAAACCAGUUAUGACCAGAGUGUCAACUACAACUACAAGCAUGUCUUCUCCGUCCUUGCAUUCGCUCCACACAACAACCUCUACAACAGCUCCAGAGGUAUCUACGGUCCUGGAGAAGGUCACGACCCGACUGGUGUCCUCUUCAAGAGCCACACCCACCGCUGUGAGGACAUCCACCCUUUCAGCAACACCCAGACUUCCUGCAACAUCUAGAGUUACUUCCAGAGCCACAUCGCCCGCAGUCAGGCCGAUCACCGCAAGGGUCACUGUUGCAACAAGACCUUCAGCUACCACUACCACAUCAACCGUGGUUGGCUCACCGGCUACUACAUCUCCAACCAUUGCAACAACAGCAAGCAGGGUUGGUCAUGUUGCCACAUCGGCAGCAAUUUCCCGUUUGACCACAACAGCAGCUCCAGUGGCUUCACCAUCAUCUGCAGCCGCCUUCACCAGAGAGUCAACCACAACCAAAGAAGCUGAAACAACAACAUCUCCGUCCCGACCUGAUGUCUUUGUCUCAACCCAGGAGCCUGGUAUUCCAGUUCCAACUACAACGCAUCAAGAAUCCACCACCGCUUUCCAAAACAUUUCUACAAGUCCAGGAUCGACAACAGCUUCGAGUUCUCCUCGCACAGCGGCUGCACCAACGAGUUCUUCAGUUCAGCGAUUAACGUCAAUGUCAGAAACUCCUGUAAGGACGUGCACCCCUCCGUAUGCCGAGAUAGUCGACGAAUGCACAAAGUACAUCUGUGUCAACAACCAACUGAUCCUGUUCAACAAAUCCCAGAGCUGCCCCUUCACAGCUGAGCCUCCAAACUGCGGCCUGCUUGGCUUUGCUGUUCUGGUCAACGGAGACAAGUGCUGCCCGAAAUGGGAUUGUCCAUGUCGCUGCUCGAUGUUCCCCGAUCUGAAUGUGAUCACUUUUGAUGGGGACAGCUUUGCCAUUUUCAAAGCUGCCUCGUACAUCGUUGCCCAGCUUCCCAACGAGACCCUGAGUGUCCUGAUUCAGGAAUGUCCGGCGGACUCUGACCGACCGCUCCUCUGGAAUUUCACCAACUUGUGUCUGGUUUCACUCAACAUUACACACAAAUCCAACCAGGUUGUCGUCGACAGACUGCAGAGGAGACUCUUUGUGAACUCGCGCUACGCCAAGCCUCGUUUUAAAAAGUACGGCUUUGAGAUCUACGACACGGGCAACAUGUACCUGAUCCGCAGCCCAGCCGGGCUCAAGGUGCAGUGGUACCACAGCACCGGCAUGAUGGUGAUCGACGCCGACGACGCGGGCAGCAAACUCCCCACCAUGGGCCUCUGUGGUUUCUGCGAUGGAGAUCUGACCAAUGACCUCACUCUGCCCAAUGGCUCGGUUUUGGGCGUAAGCCAGGACCCGGUUCUGUUCAUCGACAGCUGGCAGGUUCCCAACACCACCAGCUACGUCAGCUACAGCCGUCGGCGUGAACACAACUGCUCCACCAGUGACUGCUCCCACUGCCUGGCCAUGCUGGAGGACAACGCCUUCACGCCGUGCCACGCGUUUGUGCCGCCCAGCACGUUUUGUGAGGUUUGGGUGAGAGAUUCAGAGUAUGUGAACAACCAUUGUGUGGCUCUGGCUGCUUAUGUGGCAAUCUGCCAUAAAUUCAGUGUCUGCAUCGAGUGGAGGAGGCCGGAUUACUGCCCCUUCGUGUGUCCCGGCUCUCUGAGCUACCAGGCCUGCCUGCCGGCCUGCACAUCUCAGUCCUGUCCCAACCACGACUUUGACUCCGAUCCGGACCACUGCUCUGGCCUGACGGAGGGCUGCGUCUGCCCCGAGGGAACGCUGCUCCACCGGCCAUACUCGGCUCUCUGCAUCAGCCUUGAGAAGUGCGCCUGCACCGACAGCGGCGGCAUUCCUCGGUCGCACGGCGAGGUGUGGAAGGCCUCGCAGGACGGCUGCUGCAUGUACCGCUGCGACAACGACACCAUCGUUCCCGUGGAGUACGACUGCUCCAGCGCGCCGGCGCCGGUUUGCCACAGAACCGGGGAGAUGAUCAUCAGCAUGUCUGACGACACGAGCUGCUGCCCUCACAAAGUCUGCGUUUGUAACCAGACUCUGUGCGAUCGCUUCCCUCCUGAGUGUAAAUAUGGGGAAAAGCUGGUGUCGUACUUCAGACCAGAGUCCUGCUGUCCGGACUACGUCUGUGAGUGCGAUCCUGAGCGCUGUGAGUCUGAGCUUCCCGCCUGCAGAGACGACCAGACGCCGGUCGCCACCAGGGCCGACGGCAGCUGCUGCCUGGCCCACAUCUGCAUGUGCUCUUCCUGUGUGGAGAGGCCUCCUUCCUGCCGGGACGGUGAGGUGCUCAGCGUCGACAGCAACAGCACAGACCGAUGCUGCCCGUCCUACCAGUGCGUGUGUGAGCCCUACAGGUGUCCCCAGCUGACCUGUCCUGUUGGGAUGUCGGUCGUGUCCGUUUCCAGUCCAGAUCUCUGUUGUCCCAACCAAACAUGCGUCUGCAGCUGUGAAAAGAUCGUCUCUCCUAAAUGUAGCCUGGGAGAAGCUGCACAGCUUGACCGGGCCUUCCUGUCCGACCCACAGAACCAAUGCUCCUGCAAGAGAUACAAGUGUGUGCGCGAGGGCGUGUGUGUGUUCGGCGAGCGCGGACUGCUGCGGCCGGGCCAGACGCUUGUGGAGCACGGAGACGACGGUUUGUGUUACAGUCGCCACUGCAGCCAGGUUCUGGACCCGGCGAGUGGAUUUUACCUGCUGCGCAUUUCCACGGUGAACUGCUCGGCCCACUGCCACCCGAAUCAGAUCUAUGUUCCUCCUAAGGACCAGUCAACCUGCUGCGGCGAAUGUAAAAACAUCUCCUGCAUCUAUCAACACGAGAACGGGACGGUCGGCCUCUAUAAGCCUGGAAGGUCCUGGGUGUCAAACUGCAAGAAGUUCGACUGCUCCGACACGUCAUUCGGACCGACCCUGAUCUCCUACUCUUACAGCUGCCCCCCCUUCAAUGAGACGGAGUGCAUGAAGAUCGGAGGAACCGUCGUUAGCUACAUGGACGGAUGCUGCAAGACGUGUAAAGAAGACGGAAAGUCGUGUCAGAAAGUGACGGUGAGAAUGACGAUCAGGAAGAACGACUGCCGCAGCAACCGGCCGGUGAACAUCGUGUCCUGCGACGGGAAGUGUCCCUCCGCCAGCAUCUACAAUUACAACAUCAACACCUACGCUCGCUUCUGUAAGUGCUGCAGGGAGACGGGGCUGCAGCGACGCUCCGUGCAGCUCUACUGCAGCAGCAACGCGACCUGGGUCAGCUACAGCAUCCAGGAGCCCACCGACUGCUCCUGCCAGUGGUCCUAGGCUCAAACACUCACCUUUAGCAGCCCAGGCCUCACCUGCACCAGGUGUGUGAGGCCUGAAGGUGCUCAUGGAGAGGACAGCUUGGCGUUGGGACUGUGAAUAACACCACUGCAAGGUGCUGGGAGGAUGCGAAAGGCGGCUUCUCUGUUCUGUGCUGAUCAGUCAGUAUGUGUAGUACCUCUGCCGGCAGGGAGGUGGAGCUGUGGAGCACAGAAGCAGAUGCAACCAGGACCCACGCAACAAUAGCGCCGAUAUUCUCAGUUAAUUUGUGACUACAGUCAAAACUUAUUAAAGCAACACUUUCUGUAGGCUUUCAAAUAACCAAUUUUACUGGUGGAACUAGAACACACAGAUAUCUGGUUAAUAUCUUGUUGGUUCCUGCUGCUUUGCUCUGUUCCCACCUCCCUGCCCUCACAGGGACGUGCCAAUUAGAAAAAUAUUUUUAAAGAGCAUCCUGCCAUCUCUGCCUCACUUAUAAUUUCACAAGAACUAUCAGGAAAAAAGUGUUUUUAUUCAGAGAACUCCUCCCAGCUCAGUUUUGACCAUUUCAUUUUUAAAUUUGACCCAAAACGUUGCAUGUUGUCUUUUGUAAAUAACUAAAUUCAAGUGCUCUUGAAAUUCUUUGCAGUGCAUAAAUUAGAUUUCUCUCUCUCUGUCUCUUUUAGAAAGGCUGGCAUAAAAUGUAUAUUCUGCGAUGUGGAUUUUGUUUUCUGUAAUCAUCAUUAACUGACUGAAAUCCAGCUGUUUGUGGAGCACUUUAUUUAUUUAUUGGAGUUUGCUAGAACGCAGAAGUUCUGCUCUGUAAGACGUAUUCGACCCAAAAGGAGAAGAAACAGCAAGAUGUUUUUUAAAAAUGUUUGUGACCAACAGACUCCUGGACAGUUUAAGUUAAAGAGGAUUUGUAUCAUACAGAUGUACAUUUGACUUUUCAAUAAAUCUUUUGGACACUCAA